Messenger RNA from Hibiscus syriacus, 1240 nucleotides. Its product is annotated as homeobox-leucine zipper protein ATHB-54-like. The record is from RefSeq and is a predicted model, not a curated record. The transcript is spliced from 3 exons. Lineage: Eukaryota; Viridiplantae; Streptophyta; Magnoliopsida; Malvales; Malvaceae. Gene Ontology annotation, cellular component: nucleus. Gene Ontology annotation, molecular function: DNA-binding transcription factor activity, RNA polymerase II-specific; sequence-specific DNA binding. Gene Ontology annotation, biological process: positive regulation of DNA-templated transcription. The coding region runs from base 262 to 1179 and encodes 305 amino acids.
UUAAAGUUUUGGACUUUUGAUUCCCUGUGUUUAUGAAAGAUUUCAAUUUAAAAAGGGAACUUUUCAAGCUGAUUCCACCAUGAAACAAACUCCAAUCUUUCUCUCAUUUUGAAAGCAGAUCUUUUGAGUUUUCUGUUUUUCUUUUUUGGGUUCAAGCUUGGCACUUCCCUUUCCUGCUCAUUUUAUGGAUAUAUAAAGCUUUUGUAGCCAUCAGACUUUCCCAUCAAAAUUUUUGCAGAACUUAGGAAUUGAUAUUUGUUGAUGAAUAUGGAGAGUGGCAAAAUCUGUGGUAGUUUAAAAAUGAAUGCUUUGGUUCAAAGUGAACAACUUUCUUGUUCCCCACAGGUUAUGGAAUCUUUAUGGAUACCCUCUUCUUCCUCUGUUCUGCAAGGUCAACAGCCUGUGAUUAGUUAUGAGGAUGCUGAUGGAAUGGAAACCGGAUUCUUCCAACCGGUUGACAAAGAAAACAAUGGAGACGAUGAGUUUGAUGGAUCGUAUAAUCCACCGGGGAAGAAAAGGCGGCUAACUGCCACACAAGUUGGGUUCCUCGAGAGAAGCUUUGAGGUUGAAAACAAACUCGAACCAGACAGAAAGUUGCAACUUGCAACGGAACUCGGUUUAGAGCCCCGACAAGUUGCAAUCUGGUUUCAAAACCGGCGUGCUCGGUUUAAGAACAAACAGCUGGAAAAUGACUACGACUCCAUGAAAGCUACCUACGAGAAGCUCAAGGCUGACUAUGAGAAUCUCCUCAAGGAAAAAGAUAGUAUGAGAAAUGAGGUACUUGAACUGAAAGAGAAGCUGUUGAUUAGAGAGAAAGGGAGUGAAAAUUUGGAAUCUCUUGAUGCCAUGAAUUCAUCCAAGAUAUCUCUUGAACAUGUGUCCCAUGUGUCGUCGUUGGCAUGUAAACAGGAAGAAGCGUGUUCGGCUAAAAUCGAUGUUUUCGACUCCGAUCAUCAUUCUUCAUUGAUAGAGCCGGAGAAUUCGUCGAAUGUUUUCGAACCGGAUCAAUCUGAUAUUUCCCAAGAUGAUGAAGAUAAUCUAAGCAAGAGCUUCCUGCACCUGCACCCACCAAUAUUCUUCCCAAAUUUCGAACUUGACUGUUACUACGAUGCACAUGCCAAUUCAUGUAAUUUUCAAUUACCGGUGGAAGACCAGUCGUUUUGGUCUUCACUUUACUAAGUUAAUAAUCUAUGAUGAACUUUGAUGCUUUUGCACUUGUAAGCAAUAUUACAUAUGUUCA